AUGGUCAUUGAGCCCCUUGAGGAGGUGGCUACCCUGCAGGACAUUGAAUGCUCUGUGGGUGGGGGUUCCAAAGCUGGUGACUGGGCUGAGCAAGUUCUGGUUUUGUGGUGUGGCUGGUGGCUGCAUCCUCCUCCUCCCUUCUCCCAGGAAGCUCAUGGGGUUGCCUGCUGUGCUGUCACUGCUGGGAAGUGGGGUCUCCACCAGUUGACCAGCCCUCGGUACAAGUUCAACUUCAUCGCUGAUGUGGUGGAGAAGAUCGCGCCAGCUGUGGUCCAUAUAGAGCUCUUCCUGAGACAUCCUCUGUUUGGCCGGAAUGUGCCGUUGUCCAGUGGUUCCGGCUUCAUCAUGUCAGAGGCUGGUUUGAUUAUCACCAACGCCCACGUGGUCACCAGCUCCAACACCGCCUCAGGCCGGCAGCAGCUGAAGGUGCAACUACAGAAUGGAGAUGCCUAUGAGGCAACCAUCCAGGACAUUGAUAAGAAGUCUGACAUCGCCACUAUUGUAAUCCACCCCAAGAAAAAGCUCCCUAUGUUGCUUCUGGGUCACUCAGCAGACCUGCGGCCUGGCGAGUUUGUGGUGGCCAUUGGCAGUCCCUUUGCUCUGCAGAACACUGUGACAACGGGCAUUGUCAGCACUGCCCAGCGAGAUGGCAAGGAGCUGGGCCUCCGAGACUCAGACAUGGACUAUAUCCAGACAGAUGCCAUCAUCAAUUAUGGGAACUCUGGAGGACCCCUGGUGAACCUGGAUGGUGAGGUCAUCGGCAUCAACACACUCAAGGUUGCAGCUGGCAUCUCCUUUGCCAUCCCCUCGGAUCGCAUCACACGCUUCCUCUCCGAGUUCCAAAACAAGCAUGUGAAAGGUAAAGAACUCACCAAAGGGGCAGACUGGAAGAAGCGCUUCAUUGGCAUCCGGAUGCGGACCAUCACACCAAGUUUGGUGGAGGAGCUGAAGGCUGCCAACCCAGACUUUCCAUCGGUCAGCAGCGGAAUAUACGUGCAAGAGGUUGUUCCUAACUCACCUUCUCAGAGAGGAGGCAUCCAAGAUGGUGACAUCAUCGUCAAAGUCAAUGGACGCCCCUUGGUGGACUCCAGUGAGCUGCAGGAGGCAGUCCUGAGUGAAUCCCCACUGCUGUUGGAGGUGCGGCGGGGCAAUGAUGACCUCCUCUUCAGCAUCACUCCUGAGGUGGUGGUGUGAAGCAGCUACCUUCCUCCAGUGCCGUGCCAAAGCCUGCAGAAGGCAGGGUCUUGACCUUCAUGAGGUCAGGACGAAGGGCUGCUGUGGUCCUCAGAAGGGCCAAACAGGCUCCUCUCUGCAUCUGGAGCUGAGUCAGAGGCUGGACCUAACCAGGGGCCUGGAUCUCAGCCUUAACCCUGAGUUCCAGUUCCAAUAGAGGGAGCACAGUGUCCCCUGAACCAAAUGCUCCUGAUGUCACCUUCUGAGUUCUCUGGAUUUAGAAGCUCCUAGAGACUUCCCUGGAAGUCUGCCCUUCCCCUGUUUCCCACCUCUACCCUCAGGAAGGCCCUCCUGGCUUCCAUCCCACCUCCUCUCCCUUGUGUCCCAGUGCCUAGACCUCUCCCCUCACAAGUGCUUUCCUGACCCCAUCUGGCUUCCAUCUGCCUCAGCACUUCCUCAUAGUAAGACAGGGGCUGCUUGCCCUGCCACCUGGCAUCCCUGGGGGUCAGGCCCUGCAGCUGUCACCCUGGAGAAGCCAGGGUCCUGACUUGGAGCAGGUAUGUCACUCACUGCUGAGCUGAGCCCUGUGCUGGUCCAGGCAGGCAGGAAGGAGUGUCAUGAUCACGGUCUCCAAUCCUGAGAGCUCAUUCUCCCAAGGUGACCAAGUGGUGGCUGAAGAGGGAGCUGGCACCUGCCUGAGGUGCAAGGACUGAGCCACUUCACCUCCACACACAGUUCUGGUGCAUCUCUGAAGACUGCCAUCUAGCAGCCAGCAGGCUCCCAAGGGCAUCUUCGUUCUCCCUAGUGUUUCAAGUGUAUUUGUGAGCUUUGCUAUAAAAUUACCCCCACUGCCCAUGUUGCUUGUACUGUAUGUUUCUCUACUGUACAAAAUUAAA
Molecule: messenger RNA, 2069 nt
Organism: Cricetulus griseus (Chinese hamster)
Lineage: Eukaryota; Metazoa; Chordata; Mammalia; Rodentia; Cricetidae
Source: RefSeq, a predicted model, not a curated record